Micropterus salmoides (largemouth bass) is the source of this 4796-nucleotide messenger RNA. It is a transcript of the gene lrig1, whose product is annotated as leucine-rich repeats and immunoglobulin-like domains 1. The record is from RefSeq and is a predicted model, not a curated record. NCBI's taxonomy places the organism in Eukaryota, Metazoa, Chordata, Actinopteri, Centrarchiformes, Centrarchidae. Gene Ontology annotation, molecular function: protein binding.
AUGGCGGCGUCCCUGGGACGAUUUGGAUGUGUUUCUCGUUGUGUUUUUUAUCUUAUUUUGUCGGUCGAACUGUUUAUCAGUUAUGGAUUGAGUUCAGACUUGCCAUGUGCCCAGAACUGUACCUGCAACGGAGACUCUGUGGACUGUAGUAAUCUGGAGCUGACAGCUACGCCUCUGGACCUUCCCGUCCGGACUGUUUCCUUAAAUCUCGGCCACAACAAGCUGUCCGCCAUCAAUGUUGAAGCUUUUGACAACCUUCCCAAUUUGAGAGAGCUGCGGCUGGACCACAAUGAGCUGACCUCCAUACCAGAUUUAGGACACGCUGCUUCCAAGAUUGUAUCUCUCUAUCUACAUCAUAAUAAGAUCCGCAGCAUAGACGGCAGGCGGACCAGAGGGCUGGUUUCUUUGGAAACCCUGGACCUGGGCAAUAAUGACAUCACUGAGCUCAGAGGGCAGUGCUUUCCCGCGGGCCUCCAAAUCAGAGACCUGUACCUGAGCAACAACAAGAUCAGCGGGUUGGAGCUCGGCGCCCUGGACCAUCUGGGCUCAACUCUUCAGGUCCUGAGACUGAGCCGAAACCGCAUCAGCCAGAUCCCCGUGAGAGCCUUCCAGCUCCCAAGGCUCACGCAGCUUGAGCUGAACAGGAACCGUAUUCGUCAGGUGGAGGGUCUGACCUUCCAGGGUUUGUCCAGCCUGGAGGUACUAAAACUGCAAAGAAACAGCAUCAGCAAACUGACUGACGGGGCCUUCUGGGACCUGGCCAAGAUGAAAGUCCUUCACCUGGACUACAACAGCCUGACAGAGGUGAACAGUGGCUCCCUGUACGGCCUGACCUCCCUUCAGCAGUUAUUCCUCGGUAACAACUCGAUAGCCCGCAUCAACCCUGACGGAUGGAAGUUCUGCCAGAAGCUGAGAGAACUGAAUCUGUCGUACAACAACUUGACUCGCCUGGAUGAAGGCAGCCUGGCUGUGCUGGGGGAUCUCCACGCUCUCCGUCUGGGCCACAACUCCAUCAACCACAUCACCGAGGGAGCCUUCAGAGGCCUCAAGGCCGUACGCAUCCUGGAGCUGGACCAUAACGACAUCUCGGGGACAAUAGAGGACACCAACGGGGCCUUCUCUGGGUUGGACAGCCUGAACAAGCUGACUCUGUUUGGAAACAAGAUCAAGUCGGUGGCCAAGAAAGCCUUCUCUGGCCUUGAGACCCUGGAACACCUGAACUUGGGAGAUAAUGCUAUUCGUUCCAUCCAACCCGAUGCCUUCAGUAAAAUGAAGAACCUCAAAACCCUUGUCAUUCAGAGCGACAGCUUCCUGUGCGACUGCCAGCUCCACUGGCUGCCCGAGUGGUUGGUGACACGUGGUUUGCAGGUCGGGGUCAACGCCACCUGUGCCCACCCGGAGAGCCUUAAGGGCACCAGCAUCUUCCAGGCUCCAUCCAGCAGCUUUGUGUGUGACGACCUUCCAAAGCCCCAAAUCACAGUGCAGCCAGAAACUACAGUGACGGUCCUCGGCAGCGACGUUCGUCUCACCUGUACUGCCGCGAGCAGCAGCUCCUCCCCCAUGACCUUUGCAUGGCGAAAGGACCAGGAGCCACUUCGCCACGCAGAGACGGAGAACUACGCCCACGUGCGCGCUCACCACCAAGGCACAACGACUGAUGCGCCGGGUGCAGUCGGAGGCGUGAUGGAGUACACCACUAUCCUGCACCUGCGGCACGUCACCUUCGCCCACGAGGGCCGUUACCAAUGUAUCAUCACCAACCACUUUGGCUCCACCUACUCCAGCAAAGCCCGCCUCAUUGUCAAUGUUCUCCCGUCCUUCUUGAAGACCCCCCGGGACAGCACCAUCAGGACGGAUACGGCACGGCUGGAGUGCGCGGCAGAGGGCCACCCAGUACCGCAGAUCGCCUGGCAGAAGGACGGCGGCACGGACUUCCCUGCUGCUCGGGAGCGCCGGAUGCACGUCAUGCCCGACGACGACGUGUUCUUUAUCAUGGACGUGAAGCCGGAGGACAUGGGUGUGUACAGCUGCACAGCCAAAAACACAGCGGGCACCGUAUCGGCCAACGCCACCCUCACCGUGCUGGAAACACCCCACCUGGCCCAGGACCUGGAGGACCGCAGCGUGGUGGUCGGGGACACGGUGGCCCUGCAGUGUAAGGCCCUGGGCAGCCCGCCGCCUCGCAUCACCUGGCUGCGCAACGACCAGCCGCUGCGCCCCUCUGACAGACACCACUUCACCCCGGGGAACCAGCUGCUGGUCAUCGGCUCCGCCUCGCUGGAGGACGCCGGCCGCUACACCUGCCUCAUGUCUAACACCCUGGGUACCGAGCGUGCUCACAGCCAGCUGGUGGUGACCGGGCGGCGCAGCCCCUGCACACCGCAGGUGGGGCCGAGCACGGUGACUAUAGGGAUCAUAGUCAUCGCCGUGGUGACGAGUAUCGUGGUGACGUCGCUGGUGUGGGUGUGCAUCAUCUACCAGACCAGGAAGAAGAGCGAGGAGUGCAGUGUCACCAACACAGAUGAGACGAUAGUUCCUCCAGACGUUCCCAGCUACCUCUCCUCCCAGGGCACUCUGUCCGAACGGCAGGAUGUGUGCAUCCGCAUGGAGGCCGGUGGCGGACCUCAGCCCAACGGACACGUCGUGGACACAGCAGGUUUCGACAGCGCAGUAGUGUGUACGGAUUGUAUGGAGAAUGGCAGCAGCUACUCCAAAGAUCCUGACUACCUGGGACACGGAUUUGGACCCACUGGAGGCAUGGAGUACCAGCAACACGUCGCUCCCCCGCCCUACUCUCACUGUUAUCCAGGGGAGCAGCACUCGACCCCGCUGUGCAACGGAACACCCAACGGGAUGCGAAAGGACAUUCAGGGAUCCACGCUUCCAAAAAACCACGACACGUUACAACUGAACCUCCAUGAUAGAAAAGCAAGCAGAGCGGGUCAAGCACCGGCGCUCUCUCCAUCACAGGAGGACUCCUUCCACAAGCCGGUGAAGCUGGACGCCGUGACGAGCCAUGGAGGCCUCGACAGUGACUGUGAGCCUGAGUUAAGGCAGACUCUGCUCUCUAACGGACACACCCUCAGAGCCUCUCAGAAUGAGAGCGCCCCCCUAAGGAGAGCCAGCGACUAGCAGGCGCUCCAUCCAGCCCAAAAUGUUGGACUCGCAGUAGCUGAGUGGGCUAAACAUGUUUGUUUUUUUUUGUUUUCUUUUGCACUGGGAAAGUAACUGCUACCUCAUAUCGAGGCGAUUGAUCCUGAGCCUCCUGGAUCUGGACUGAAAGGGAGCACCAGGAAGGGGGAAAAGGCAGGGGGCAUCCGGAGUUUGAAGGUGGAGCUUGUGUGGGUGGCGUCCCAUCUGAGCGUAUCAGCUGUACAUAGUUAAAAACCUUUCUUUGGGAGGUGACCAAUAAAAGUUCUAGCUCCAAAAAAAUGUGACUUGCAUUUGAAGCAUGUAAAUGUAGGGAAUCUUGUACAGUAUGUGUAUGUGCAAGUGGGGAGAAAAAAAGAGGAAUAUACCUUUUGGACAUUUGACUGUACAUAAGAGUUUUCUUAUAUUAUAUAUUAUAUAACUUUUACAAAAGAGUAUUUGAAUUUAUGUGCAUGACAAAGAAAGGAGUGAUGGUAUUUUUAUUUUUCUUCAACAAAAAAAAAAACAAAAAACAGCCCUUUUCAGCUUUUACCAACAUUCAGCUGCGGUGCCUUAUUGCAUGAUCAAAGAAAACUCAACUUGUAAUAGCAUAUACCCAGAAACUUUUUGUGAGAGAUACUGGUACACUCUUUAUAGCAAACAAAACAAACACUUGAUUGCACUUGAAUGUUUUUUUUUUCUCUGCCAACCAUGGCCUUACAGAAACACAACUCACGUUCAUUGUAAUUGUAUGAAGGAAGAGCUUUGAUGUCAAUUAUUUUUGGUACGUCAGAUGUUUUCAAGCUGGGAUAUUUGUGGGGGCACUCAGUUAAAGCACUUUUUUUAUAUUCACUUCAUAAACAAGCAAGAUUGUGUACCUGCCAGUAGGAAUGCGGGGAAAACCUCCUGUGUGAGGAGACAUUCCACUUGUUCCGACGCGGUAAAGUCGACAGUACGUGCUGUACCAUUAAGGCUCUUCCACCUGUUUCACAAUACUACAAGUUACUGCGAAGCUGCUCUGAUCCAGUUUGGGAGAAAAUAUUCUUCUGUACUCCAAGAAAAUUACUUUUGGCUCAAGUUUGCAACCAGAUGUGGUCAAAUGUAGGCUAACAGCUGUUUUGUAAGCUAGUUGUGUGUUCUUGGUCACAUUCAUAAUGUGGAAUGCUUAAUUAUACCUUUCUCAUGCUAUGAAUUCAAGAAAGACGGAGAAUCAGGGAGAAUGAUGUCGUGUCAUCAUGUUACUGCUGUAAUGUGCCUCAACAUCCACCGUUGUGCAUUUAAACGGCCAGUAUUCUGCCUCUGUCACAUCACCACAGUGUAACAAGGACAUUUGUACAUCAUCACUACAGUUAGAAUAAGGUUGUUGUUUUUUUUUUAGAGGUAACUCAAAAGGUGCAGGUUCAUGCUGUGAACAGCGGGGGCGGGGGGGCUUGUGAAAUUUGCUCUAACCAAACAUGGAGGUUUAAUGCAGUCAACCGUCGUGAUCCCCUGAUACACUGGCUCAGAAAUCAGUCAAAGUAUUUUCAUAGUCUAAUGUAUGCAUGCGUUUCGCCAGCGUGCCCUCGUCUGAGCUGUGUUCUGGUACCAGUGGCCUUAUCAAGGUAAACUGGAGGACACGCUCCUCUGGUUACACCUGAUAGCACCUAUCAGAGAUGAUUUUUUUUUUA